CCUUGCGGGAAUGCCGCGUUGUUUACACGGAGCGGCAGCGAGCGGAUGAGGGGGGCCUUCUGACUGGAAUCACGUCUCCACUGACUCCACGGCACCGCCAGGCUCUGUGGGGGGAAGAGAAAACUUUUUGUAGGACAGGCAAAGUGCCCCGCAAGAACAGAGGCCCGCCGAGUUCACUGGUUUGUUGCGACCUUGGACAGAAACGGGGAAAGUCACAACAAAGACGAGCGCCAUAAUAACCAUCGGAGGAAACUUAACGUGAGGGAGGAAUAGCUUAGCAACCGAGUCCCACUUCCUGAGGUGUACAGGAUCAAGCUCCUAACACCAUGGAUAUGGAUAAGCACCCACAAGGACAGCAAGCAGGCGUGCCAGUAUUUCUAACUCAGAAACCGCUGCAGCCAGAUAUGGGCUAUAACUCAUUGGCCAACUUCCAGAUUGAGAAGAAGAUUGGACGCGGUCAGUUCAGCGAGGUGUACCGAGCGAGGUAUCUGUUAGACAACACGUCGGUGGCCUUAAAGAAAAUCCAGAUAUUCGACUUGAUGGAUGCCAAAGCUCGGCAAGAUUGCAUCAAAGAGAUAGAUCUCCUUAAGCAAUUGAAUCAUCCCAAUGUGAUAAAGUAUCACGCAUCUUUUAUUGAGGACAAUGAGCUGAACAUAGUUUUGGAGUUAGCUGAUGCUGGGGAUCUGUCGCGUAUGAUCAAGCACUUUAAGAGGAGCAAGAGGCUCAUCCCAGAGAAAACGGUGUGGAAGUACUUCGUCCAGCUCUGCAGUGCGCUUGAACACAUGCACUCCCGAAGAGUCAUGCACAGAGAUAUCAAGCCAGCCAAUGUGUUCAUCACAGCUACUGGUGUGGUUAAACUGGGAGACUUGGGACUGGGAAGAUUUUUCAGCUCCAAAACAACUGCUGCUCACUCUCUUGUGGGUACCCCUUACUACAUGUCACCAGAGAGGAUACAUGAAAACGGCUACAACUUCAAAUCUGACAUCUGGUCGCUAGGAUGCCUCCUCUACGAGAUGGCAGCCUUACAGAGUCCUUUCUAUGGGGAUAAGAUGAACCUCUACUCGCUUUGCAAGAAGAUAGAACAGUGUGACUACCCCCCUCUUCCUGCAGAUCACUACACGGAACAGCUGAGGAACCUGGUAGAUAUGUGCAUCAACCCCGACCCAGAGAAGAGGCCGGACAUCGCUUACGUGUACGGCAUCGCCAAACACAUGCAGAGCAUCACACAGAGCGUCACACAGAGCUGCUAAGCCCGGAGUCGCACACUAUACCCGGCAGAACUCCUCCACUCAUCCACUCCUGCCUUUCAUGUUGGACUCCAAACACAACUUUUGCCCUUUACAAAAAAAAAAAAACUUCCUCCAGAGUUUAGCUCCUGGUGAUACCUGGUACAUGAAGCAGAUUUAUUACCGCCAGGGUAAAGUUUAUGAAACAGACCCGAGUCAGUGAUCUAGAUGUUUUUCUCUCAGCAGGUAAAUUUCGAAUUUUAGGAUUUGAAUUUCAACUUUUCUUUUGUUAAGGUUGAAAAAUUGUCUCAGCUUGCGUUUGCUGGCAUCCAUCCUGCAGCUGUAACUAUCAUUUACCUCAGUCAGUGACAUUUUCAGACCCUUUCAACAACUUCUCAUGUGUUUUCAGUGGUUUGCAACGUUUUGAACAGUAUUGCAUCGUAAAACAAAAAUAAUGUUCCCCUAUGCAGGCUGUACAUAUCAGUGCUCCCAGAUUAUAGUUUGUGCUGGGCACAUGUUCCCAUACUCCUUUCCACUUGUCACAUUACAACCACAAACUUUUGGGUAUUUCACUAUAACUUUAUAUGACAAAGAAACACAACUAGUGUAUAUUAAGUGAAAGGAAACAGUUCCACAGUUGAUUUAACAAUUAUGACUUACUUUACGUUGGUCUGUUGCACAAAAUCCCAAAAAGAUGCACCAAAGCAGGGGUGUCCAAGGUGUGGCACAAAGUGAUUUAUUUGCGGCCCUCAAUCGUAAUACAAAAAUGGCACAAAUUAGAUUUUCCAUCACUAAAAUGUACAAAAUUCGAAGCUUAUGAAUACUUUUGCAAGGCCCUAUAAAUAUCAUAAUAAGCCCAGAAAGAUGAGAGUUAGGACAAGCCCAACUAAAGGUCAUUAUGUUCUCUGCAAGAACAAGUAACAAGUAAAAGGUUCUGCCCAGCUGAUGUGUCAAAAACGUAACUCCAGAGGUCACAUCCUGGAAGGAAAGGUCGCCAGUCCAUCGCAGGGCAACACAGACACACGGUGGACAAACAACCACACACACACACUCAUUUCUAGGGACAAUUUAGAGACCGAUUAGCCUAACAGUUAUGUUUUUGGACUGUGGGAGGAUCCCAGAAAACCCUGAGAGAAGCAAGACUUUCCUGGGGAGAAAAUACAAAUUGAUGCAUAAAGACCGCAGACUGGGAUUCAGAACCUUCUUUCUGCAAGGUAUUUGCAUCGCUGUGGAGCCAAGUGUCCAAAAAAAAAAGAAGCUACUAGAACUCCCAAACCAUGUCUCUGUUCUUGCAGACCGAACCCUUUAAGCUCAUAAAACCAAUUAUGGAAAAUAUAUUUUUCUUUUUUUUCUUUUUUUUAGAAAAUGUGCUAAGUGGAGAAGGUCAACACUUAGUUAGAAAAUAGAUACUUUGCAAAAAAAAAAAGAAAAGAAAAGCCGUAUUAGCUUUAAAUGUGUAAAGAAAUUCAGACAAGGCUUUACUGCACGGUGGAAAAAAACUGAGAAACUUAAAAUUCUGGUGGAGAUUUGUUUUCACUGAGUGACAGCAGCAAAUCUGAAACAAAGCAGAGCAAUUGAUGGUUGAGAUGUUGUUGUGUUGCACUUUUUUUACCCUGGCAAAGCAAGGCUGGCAGGGUUAUGUCAAAUGAAUGUAUUAGAAAAGGAAGAAUCAUUUACAGGAUAGACUAGAGACGUGCUUGGGGGAGAACACGGGCAAAUGUCUCCACAACACUUUGAAUGUUAGUCAUUUUGACACCUUUGUGUUGUCUGAAAACUUCACAAUGUCUCUUUUGACAGCCCCCAUAGUCGCUGAAGCUGUAACAAAAGCAGUUUUAUAUCUGCUGUUUACCCUUCCCGUGACACCAUGUUUUCUUCUUAGCUCAGCUCCAGCGAGGUACAAAGUGUCACGUUGUUCUGGGUCUGUAAAAGUCACAAAGAAAACAUUAAGAACAUGAAAUAAAGCCCCGUCCUUCCUAAAGGGUCCAGCAGCCAUUUCUGACUCUCCAUACAGGUGGUCAAGUUUACGACAGCCUCGUUAGUAUUGCAGCGUUUUUCUCCCUUAUGCUAUAAAUAAGAGAUCGCUGUCAAGCCGUCCGUGUUAGGAAGACGCCGCAGUAUGCCUAAAUUGUGUUCUCAUCAAAGUAUCAGACAAAUCUCAAACAUUAUCAUCGAUCUACAUGAAAGUAUAUUUUAUCGACCAUAUAAACACCCCUGUUUAAAGGAAAAAGCCAUGAUGGGAUGUUUACUCUUCAUACCAAAGACAGACUGGGUUCUUGGGAUGGAUUACUGGUUACUAUGUGUAUUUUUCCAGUUUCAUGGUUUACACCAGUGUUUCAUAAAAAGCUAGCACUGUAACUGGUUUACUUUUCAAUAAUGGAACCGUUCUGAAGGUAAAUCUAUAGUGAUUAAUACUAUUUUAGUGUGUAAUAAACCCUCUCAUAACGUUAUUAAACCCCUGUUUCCUUAACAUCCAAAGCAUCAUGUGUGUCUUAUAUACAGAAUCAAAACUUACAUGUGCAAGAAGAGAAACGCUAGUUAACAAAUAUGUCAAUAAUGUGUUUAUAGUUACAGAGAUUUACAGCAAAUACAGUGUUUGCUAGUUGUGUUUUGCAAGUAUAUAUAUUCCUUUGGAUUUAGGCUCUUUUCUAUGACUUUUUUAUUAUAAAACCAUUUCUUCCCCUCAGCUACAGCCUGUAUAAUGCUCUAUUAAAGAGUAUCCAGAUAGCACCAAAAUAAUUCAGUAUUCGUUAGUAUUGGUUUGGGACUUGUUGCUUUGAUGUUUGAAAUGUUGGUUUUGGUGGGGUUUUUCUGUUUUAAUUUGGCAAAUCCACAUUGAAGCUAAAGUACUAAAGCUGACACUGCAGCGCCUUCAGGAGGCAGGCCUUAAUAUUUCCUUUGUGAAUAAUUAAUUAAAGCAUUUUACUGUAUGUAAAUUCACAUAAAGUGCAUUUACUUUGAAAUAUGAAGCAUAUUAUACAUAGGAAACGGAUCUAUAUCUGUGCAGACAUUACCUACAAAGGUGGAGUUUUCUUCUCUUUCCAAAGAAGAUGAAAUUCUGAGUUGCUUUAAGGAUUUUUGGUAUUCUUGGUAUUUUUAUUUGUAACUGUUGCCUGACUGUGCCUUUUUAGCUUUCGUCCGUUUUCUCCUGCAUGCCCACUGAAGUUGCUUUUGAAGAGUCCAUAAAGUAAAAAUAAAGACGUUGGUGGUAUUUAUUGUCUUGGUAGCUUUAGUUGCUUUGUCAGCCUUUCAUGACGAAUGAAAUUCACAUAUCACAAAUGCAAUGUAUGCAAAUUAAAAAUGAAUAAAACUUUUAACAUUUUUGUGGACAUUGAA
Molecule: messenger RNA, 4559 nt
Organism: Poeciliopsis prolifica (blackstripe livebearer)
Lineage: Eukaryota; Metazoa; Chordata; Actinopteri; Cyprinodontiformes; Poeciliidae
Gene: nek7
Product: NIMA-related kinase 7
Exons: 10
Coding region: 327-1250 (307 amino acids)
Biological process (GO): protein phosphorylation
Molecular function (GO): protein kinase activity; ATP binding
Source: RefSeq, a predicted model, not a curated record